ACCUGCACUUAUUUGGAGGAAUUGUUUGGCUUGUUUGGAGAGAGUGUGAACCUGGGUGCCGUUACUUCUGUUGACCGCAAAAGGAGCGAAAGGGGACGCAAAAUCACUGCAGAGGAACCACAAACCGUCUGAAUCGCGGUGGUCAUAUGAGCAGCGGCAGCAGAAGAAACAGUGAUGGAGGAUGUGUGCCGCUGGAUAAGGAGGCGCUGUUGUGGUGAGGGCGAUGAGGCCCGUGAGCCGGGGGAAACAGAGAAGGAAGAAAUGGAGGUAAUGAGGAUGGAGGAGAGGGCUGUCAAAAAGAGCAGGAGUUCCUCAUCACUGCCAGCCACCGAGCUUGAUGAAGACAGUUCCGGAACUCAACCCCACUGGUUCCACACGCUGCAGAUGCGACGACUUCGAGUGCAGCGAGAGCGCAGCAACAGUGACCCGUGGAGCAGCAACAGCUGCCAGAAUCCCUUCAUCUGGAAACCAGGGCUUCAGUUCGGAACCGCCAACUCGUAUGUGAGUCUGGAGAAACUUGGUGAAGGCUCGUACGCGUCUGUUUUUAAAGGAAUCAGCAGGAUUAAUGGGCAGCUGGUGGCGCUGAAAGUGAUCGAGACAAAGACAGAGGAGGGUGUGCCUUUCACUGCCAUCAGGGAAGCCUCUCUGCUUAAAGGCCUGAAACACGCCAACAUCGUCCUCCUUCAUGACAUCAUCCACGCCCGAGACUCGCUCACCUUCGUCUUCGAAUACGUGCAAACAGACUUGGCUCAGUACAUGAACCAGCAUCCAGGAGGUCUGCACUCUCACAACGUGCGGAUCUUCAUGUUCCAGCUGCUACGGGGCCUGGCUUUCAUCCACAGUCGCCGCAUCCUCCACCGCGACCUGAAGCCUCAGAACCUGCUCAUCAGCUACUUGGGAGAACUCAAACUGGCUGAUUUUGGUUUGGCCCGGUCCAAGUCGGUGCCCUGUCAGAGUUUCUCCUCAGAAGUGGUCACGCUGUGGUACCGGCCCCCUGAUGUCCUGUUAGGCUCUAUAGAUUAUUCCACAGCUUUGGAUAUCUGGGGAGCUGGUUGCAUCUUUGUUGAGAUGCUGCAGGGGGCACCGGCAUUCCCUGGAGUCACUGAUGUGUUUGACCAGCUGCAGAAAAUAUGGACGGUCCUUGGCAUCCCAUCGGAGGACAACUGGCCUGGAGUGACUCGACUGCCCAAUUAUCAAUCAGACUGCUCUCUUCCCCCCAAGUUAAAGCCAAUUCGCUGUGUAUGGAAAAGGUUAAACCAACUACCGUACAAAACUGAAGACCUUGUUCAGAAGAUGCUGAUGCUGGCGCCUGCAGACCGCAUAUCAGCACCAGAUGCCCUGCGUCACUCCUAUUUUAGCACGCUGCCGGAGGCCGUCAUGCACCUGAGGGACACCGUGUCCAUCUUCAAGGUGCCCGGCAUUUACCUGGAGACGGAGGUUCGUGACACCUUGAACCCCAGCAGGCGAGUCAGACCUUCACUGCUGCUUGCCGCCAAGUUCUGGUGACCUCAUCAAUACAAGUAAUCAAGUUGUUACAGUCCAACUUGUGCUAUGAGUCCAAGAUGUGUUGGAGUGGAGGAGCUGACUUGUAUAUUUCAUUCAUUGCUUGCUCUUACGGCAUCAGUUAUCAUCUCUUAUCAGCUGUCUUCAAAUGUCCACUGAGAGUUAUCAGCCUCCAUGGGGCCCUAAGCAAAAUUAGAUUUUGGGGCCCUCUAUUUCUGCCAAUAAUAUUGAUUGUUGAUCUUUCACACACCUUCUAUAAAUCAUUGCGGCUCUGGCAGUGUUGUUUACAUUAUCCUGUUUUCAGCCUGGCAUGUCUUUACAAAUGAUAUGUCAUUUUUAUAAAGAUAUGGAGGUGGCCCAGUUAAGAACAUAAAUAAUACCAAUGAAUGAACGAAUGAUGUCCAGAGUGCCACAUAUGGUUCCUAAUCUUAAAAUGUAGAAAACAUUCAGCUACAAGAGUGGCCUGGGGUUGAACAGUCCAAGUGAUAAAGCUUUGUAUUUACAGUAAGUGUCAUCUUGUUUCAUCAGUCUUGUACAUAUUAGUCUUUAUUUACUAGUUUAUAUUUUUAGUUAAUUGUUCAUAUUUAAUGUUUACAUUGUACAAAGAGAGCGCAGUCUACUAAAGUUAAAUUCCAUGUGUGUUAAACAUAACUGGACAAUAAAGCUGAUCCUGA
Messenger RNA from Nerophis ophidion (straightnose pipefish), 2177 nucleotides. It is a transcript of the gene cdk15, whose product is annotated as cyclin-dependent kinase 15. Gene Ontology annotation, cellular component: cytosol; nucleus; cytoplasm. Bases 175 to 1506 code for a protein of 443 amino acids. Lineage: Eukaryota; Metazoa; Chordata; Actinopteri; Syngnathiformes; Syngnathidae. The record is from RefSeq and is a predicted model, not a curated record. The transcript has 14 exons. Gene Ontology annotation, molecular function: ATP binding; cyclin-dependent protein serine/threonine kinase activity; cyclin binding. Gene Ontology annotation, biological process: protein phosphorylation.